Molecule: messenger RNA, 2070 nt
Organism: Trichoderma reesei QM6a
Lineage: Eukaryota; Fungi; Ascomycota; Sordariomycetes; Hypocreales; Hypocreaceae
Exons: 3
Coding region: 1-2070 (689 amino acids)
Cellular component (GO): nuclear inner membrane
Molecular function (GO): chromatin binding
Source: RefSeq, a predicted model, not a curated record
AUGGCAGACGCAGACGACUACCUCCAGGACGGCUUCGACCCGCGCAGCGUCACCGUGCCUCGCCUGCGCUCGAUCCUCGUCACGCACAACGUCGAGUAUCCCGCGACCGCCAAGAAGCCGCAGCUGGUCGAGCUCGUCGAGACUCACGUCCUGCCGCAGGUCGCGAAGCUGCGCGCCCAGCGCGCCAAGGCGAAGCGCUCCAGCUCGGGCAUCGUCAACGCCGGCAGCCCCGAGGACACGGGCAGAUGGGAGGACCACACGCUGGAGCCCACGCCCGUCAGCAAGCCGCGUCGCUCGGCGUCGCCCCGGAAGGCAUCGGCUCGCAUUAAGAAGGAGGACGAUGACGGGGCCGUGACGACGCCGACGUCCUACAAGGGUCAGACGAAGCGCAGCGCGCGAUCCGCCAGCCGGUCCAGUCGCCAGCCGUCCCACUACGACGACGACGAGGCGCCCAAGUCGACGCGCCGCUCUCGCUCUCGGAGAUCUGCCACGCCCAAGAUUAAGAACGAGCCCGAGGCAGAGGAAGAGACGCCCAGCCCCCAGGCUCCAUCAUCCGCUACUGCCUACGAGGAAGAAGAGAGCGUCUUUACCGACGAUAACCCGUUCCAAAGCGGUUCCCCCGCCCUCAAGACUCCUAGCCGGAGACGGUUUGGCGACGAUUUCGCUAGAGGCGAAAGGCCCAGUCGGCUACGGGAAGAGUACAUUGAGCCUCUAUCCAUCCCACGGCCGUCUACCGCCGCAAGGCCAUCAUACGAACUGUCUGCUCGUAAGCCGAGGCACGAAUCGCCCGAUUACUCGUUGGACGCCGGCGAGGAAUUCACCCCCGACGCGCAGCUGGAGCUGGAGGAGGCCGCGAGGAGGGGCGAGACCACCAUUGUGCCGAGAAGGCAGAAGCAACCCCGCCAGACGAAUCUCAAGACGCCAUUCUUUGUGCUCUUCAUGUCGCUGCUUGGCGUCUAUCUGGCAUGGUACCGACAGGAAAAGAUUGCCGUUGGCUACUGCGGUCUCGGCCGGCCAGCAACGCAAAUCAUCCCGCCUGAACUUCCCGUGCCCGAUGUCCUCGUCCCACUUGUCGAACCUCAGUGCGAGCCGUGCCCUGCACAUGCGUACUGCUACGAGGACUUUUCCGUCCGCUGCCACAGCGGCUUCGUCCUCAAGCCUCAUCCCCUGUCCUUUGGCGGCCUUGUCCCGCUUCCGCCAACCUGCGAGCCAGAUGGCGAAAAGGCGCGACGCGUCCAGGCUGUUGCCGACAAGGCGAUUGAAGAGCUGAGGCAACGCCGCGCCCAGUACGAGUGCGGUGACGAAUCCGGCUCCAAGAUCAACUCUCCCGCCAUUGCGGAGGAGGAGCUCAAGGCGUCUGUGAGCAGGAAGCGCAGCAAGAGGCUCAACAGCGAUGAGUUCGAGGAUCUCUGGGUGGCCGCCAUUGGUGAAAUCACCGACCGCGAUGAAGUGAUUGUGGAAAUGGUAACAACCACAUCGCCCGGUUCCCCCGAUAUUUCAAACCGCAAGCUUUCGUCCAGCUCUCUCGCUCGCCUUCCGCUCGGCUGCGCGCUCAAGCGCUCCGUCCGCCUCGGGCUGGCAAGACAUCGACUCCCAAUUGGACUUUUGAUGUUCGUCGUGCUCGCGGUCCUGUACCUGCGCGCCCGGUACCGCCAGCACCUGCUGGACUCGGCGCAGGUCCCCGCGCUCGUCGACCUAGUCCUAGAGAGGCUGGCGAACCAAAAGGAGCUGGGCGAGGAGGAUCUGGACGACCCCUGGUUGUUUCUGCCAAACUUGAGGGACGACGUGCUCCGGUCCGUGCACAAGGUGGCUGAGCGGGAGAGGAUCUGGCAGAGGGUCAAGAAGGUCGUUGAGCAGAACAGCAAUGUUCGCACUGGCCAGCGAGAGGGCAGGAGCGGCGAAGUCGGUCGCGCGUGGGAGUGGAUUGGGCCUAUUCAUCAUGGUGAUGGCGUCAGGAGGAGACGCAUGAGCGGCCGCUGGGCGCGGGAUCAGAUUGCUGAUCUCCCCGACUCGACGCCUGCUACGGCAGUGGAGAGCAAGAAGUGGACUGAGUCGAGGCCGAUUUUCUAA